AUGACUCAAGAUCUUGAUGACCUUGACUUGUUUCCUUAUUACAACAAUAUUGAUCAUCAAUAUGAUCAAUGGUUUAACAAUUCCGCCAUAAGCAUAGAAAUGGAGUAUAACCGUCGCAAUCGAAUUUUUAACUCUUCUGACAGUAGUAGAGCCUCUAAUGGUGGUGCCACCAAUUCCAAUAACAUAAUAAGAAAUCGUCAGCUUUUAGCAAAUAAUCUUAACUCUUCAUCAUUGGAAGUCCAAUCAUCUAAUUCUAAUUCGACAACUGGUACUUAUCCUAAUGGAACUUUAGCCAGCUCUACAUUUUCACAAGCUUCGUUGUCAGAUUUUGACGACGAUGACGACACAGCAUAUACUAGCCGCCGUCCUCUUUUGCCAUUAUCCUCUUCUUCAUCAUUACCAUCAUCUUCUUUGCUUCAACUCAUUCCUCUAUCUUUUCCAAACAACAGAUCCAGAUCCUUAGGAACUUUAAAUACAAAUAACACGGCUCAUUCAAACAUUCAACACGAUGUUGUUCAUUUGUCACAGCAGUUUUCUGACCUCAACAUUGAUUCAAUAUCUACUGAUAAUAACUUUGUAUCUUCACAUAAUCACCUAGGAAUUGACUUUUUAGCAGCAAUACCACCAAGAGAUUUGGAAACAUUUAACUAUAACAACAAUAUUAACUUUAAUAAUACGAUUGAUACAGAUAUCACUGUUGUUCUUAAUGAUACCAUUUACUCAGAAACAAACAAUAACACUGAUGACCUUACUGCUCAUACUCAUGAUAAUUCAAACCAAGUUCAUACAAAUGAAGUUAGCAGCCUUCCUUCAGAACCCUGGUUUAAUGAAGAAUCGGUAAUUUAUUCUCAUCCCGAGUUGAAUAAUACAAUAGUUGAUUUAAGUUCUGAACCUUCUAAUGAAAUAAAUCAAUCAAAUUUAGACCAAAGAUUCAACACUGGGUUUGGGAUUUUUAAUCGAUCAAGAUAUAGCUACUCUCGUGACGAUGAAUUGGAUGGUAAUAGUGAUGUCAGUGAUUGGGACAGUAUGGAUCUGGAAAACGGGAUUGGCCAUAAUCCUCACGAACUUUCUGAUGCUUCUCUGAGAAACCAGAGAGAGUUUUUACCCAAUCAAGAAGACAUACAACUUAGGACACCAAGAACUGUUGACGCUAAUCCUUUUCCUUUAGAUAAUACAAACCACUCGUUAUUUUCUGAAACCACCGCACUCUCGUCGUCACUUGAUACCACUACACCUUUCCCAUCUUCUGACACUAUUGAACCUACUUCAUCUUUUGAUACUACAGCUCCUUCUUCAUCGUCUGUAAUAAUACAUUUACCUAAUGACCAAGAGCUGUAUAGUGUCCCAGAGGUACAAGACCAUGAAAGAUUGGGGUCUAUUUCUGAUUUGGAGAUUAAUGGAGAGCAUGUUAGAAUUCUACAGGCGAGACUUUGCACAAUAUAUGACUAUAUCCCUUUAAGUUUUGCUGAUCCUGUAAAUCAAUGGCGAAUCAGAAAGAAGUAUAAUGUGAUUAGGGAACUCAUUGAAACUGAGGCGGUUUACAUUAGAGACAUGGAGGUGGUAAAAUUUAUUUAUUAUCAAAUGUGUGUCAUACACCCCUAUCGCGAGUAUUUCACUCAUAAGGAUAUCCAAGCUUUGUUUGGUAAUAUUGAUCGCAUAAUUGAUGCAUCUAAAGUUCUUAUGGGUAAGCUUAGAUGUUACGUUCCAUAUUAUAUCAGCAAUGAGGUUGAUCUCGGACUUGAUAUUGAUGAUCUUCCCAUGAUUUUGGACAUGGAUUCCAACAUUGGAAUUGUUUUUAUGGAAUAUAUACCAAUCAUGGAGACAGCAUAUAAGAUUUAUUGUGUCCAGAAUGAAUUUCAGAUGAAGACUCUUCAUCGAAUUGAAGCUCUGGCAUCUCCAACAGUUGAUGAAAUGUUUCAACAUUGCAGAGAACUUUCUAGGGAUGUUACUCAAGCUUGGGGCUUGGAUGCAUUGCUAAUCAAACCAGUCCAGCGUCUGUUAAAGUAUCCCCUGUUUUUAAGGUCAAUGAUUGAUUACACUUUAGAAAGACAUACUGACUAUGCUCCAUUAGUGCAAGCAUGUAAUGAGGUCCGAAAUUGUGCCAACAGAAUCAAUGACGACGUUGAGAGAGUUAGAACAGAUGAUGAAACUUCUCCCACUUCCCAUUCUCCACCUCCUCCCCCAUCUCCAUCAACACAUUCCACCUCAGGUUCUUCUAGUUCCAUAUCCGAUUCUCUGAGAAAUUCAAGAACUUCAGGAUCCAGUUCUUGGAUUUUUAGUAGACCACCUUCUGGGGUUUCUUCGGGACCAACAGAUUCUUCUAGCCUAGCUUCCCGUUCAGGAAACUCUCCACCUUUUUCUGAGACUUUUUUUGAAGAUAAUAUUUUAAAUUCUUCUCUUCCUUUUGAUGAAAAUAAGGCACUCAUGAAAUUGUCAAAUAACUAUGAGGCUGAUGAAGAUCUAGCUGACUUGGUUCAUCAAUUUGACCUCAAGCGGGCCCAACUAAAAGAUCUUAUUGCUUCAAUCCGUGGAAGUAUCAGUUACAUUCAGCACCAUUUUGACAAAGCGAAUUCAUUAGCAGAAUCUUUUCUAAAUUGUUUUGAAGAUCUUGAUUUUACUACUGAAGAUCUUUCUCCGCUGUCAGCUAGUAUCGAUAAAAAAUAUCGCUUAUACCAACUGUAUUGCACACCCUUCACAACUUCCUCUCAGGCACACGUUUCUUCAAAUCUUCUUAGGCUAAGAAUUGAUAAACAUGUUGUCACACCUCUUAGAAAAGUUUUGACAAUGUUCAGCAACAUCUCAGCACUUUUAAUGCAACGAGCUUCUUUACACCCAUUUUACCAAAAGUUCAUACAGCUUAAACGGCGUGAACUGAAACACAUCGAAGCUAUUGCCUACACCAAUGCGGACAUUUUUAUGCAAUUGCAAACACAACUUAAGAAUCAGCUUCCAGUGUUUUUGGAGUUGACAAAUCAAAUUAUUGAUCCUUGUCUUUUAAAUUUUCUACUCAUCCAGAAGGAGUGGUUUAUGCAGGUGCGUCUUUCCGGGUUAGAAGUACUGAGUUGUUCAGAAAAUGAUAUCAAGUUUUCUCAAGAAGCUGAUUUUAUUGUUGAUGACUUUAAAAGAGCUACCAAAGAAAACAAUAUCAAGCAAGUUCUAAAUGAGCAAUUGACUCUUUGCCCAUCAAACUCAUCAACCCCCCUUGAAAUUGAUGGAUCAAUCCCUAUUAGAGUCAAUUUGCCAAAACUGGCCUCUGAAGCAGUACGUGCUAAUCGGAGGAAUAGUACUUUGCCAUUACCUGUUGAAACUUAUGGCGAACCUUCCAAAAAGCGACAGGCUUUUCCUGGGUCUUUGGAUGUCAUACUUGCAAGCAACUCUGUGGCUUUAGUACACAGACCAAGUCAACGUAUCAGCACUUUUAAGACUUCAGAAAAGGUUGUUAUGGUUUCUUCUAAGGACUUUAAGGAAAAAGAAAAGCCCCCUAAAAGAGCUCGCAGACUAUCUCUUAGUUUUAGCUAUCCCAAAGUCGACAAAACCACCCCAACUACUAAUGCUGAGGGUAAUGGACAUCGAAAAUCUAAAUCCAAUGUUUUCGAAUCAAGUCCAACUUAUACUAGAAUUCUGAAACCAAUUUUGUCUUCUAAAAGAAAUUCUGAUUAA
Molecule: messenger RNA, 3660 nt
Organism: Magnusiomyces paraingens
Lineage: Eukaryota; Fungi; Ascomycota; Dipodascomycetes; Dipodascales; Dipodascaceae
Exons: 2
Coding region: 1-3660 (1219 amino acids)
Molecular function (GO): guanyl-nucleotide exchange factor activity
Source: RefSeq, a predicted model, not a curated record